This is a messenger RNA of Trifolium pratense (red clover), 1632 nucleotides long. RefSeq lists its product as uncharacterized. NCBI's taxonomy places the organism in Eukaryota, Viridiplantae, Streptophyta, Magnoliopsida, Fabales, Fabaceae. The record is from RefSeq and is a predicted model, not a curated record. The transcript has 4 exons. Bases 169 to 1230 code for a protein of 353 amino acids.
UAAAAGCAGAUUGUCUUCAACAUUCUUUCCUCCAAACCUCCCACUUCCCUUCUUCACACCCACUAACCUAUUUCCCAUUUUCCCUCUCUUUAUUACCCUCUCAACCUUUUAUUAAACCUUUCUCAAGCAAACAAACAAAACAUCCUUAUUCCCUCCGAAAACAUUUCAAUGGCAACAAAACAACCUCUCUGGUCAUCUCCAACCGAGUUCGACACCGAGUUCGGCUUCCCUUCUGAGUUCCCUUACGAGUUCGAACUAUCUUCGCCUGCUGUUGAAUCUGUAACCUCAACAGACUCAACAGAAAACAGCGACGAAGAAGAAAACAGCUUCUUCGCUGGCUUAACUCAACGACUGAGUCAGUCCACUCUCCACGAGACUCGGAAUCAACUCAACACAGAGCCAAUCAGUACUUGGAACAAUAAACCAGAAGCAAAAUCUCAUUCCAUCAAAACUCGUGACGUGGCUGGGUCACCUCAGUCUAUUCUGAGUGGAAUCGGUAGCUGGUCUGGUCGAAGUAACGGUUCCGGUGACGGAAGUCCAAACGGAAACUCUCGUGUUCCGUCACCAGUAACGGCGCCGUUUGUUGACCCUUGGGAAGUUAUUUAUGCUGCUGCAGGUCAAGUCGCAAGGUUCAAAAUUAACAAUAAUCCAGUGGGUCCCACACAUGUUAACAUGUUUCAUCAAGAAGUGAAAAAGAAGCAAGAGUGUGGUUCGGUUUGGGAAACGGAUCGUGAUUGGUUGAUUCAACAACAACGGUUACUGAUUCAUAACAGAAGACGUGAACUUGGUUAUGAAAGUGUUGCAAGAGCUAACGUUCCUUUGUCUUUUCAAUCUCAGCAACAAAAUCAACGGGUUCAAUAUGGACCCGGUGGAUCCGGGUUUCGGGUUCCGCUUCAAGGUGGAUCUUCAGUGAAAAAGGCUUCUGGUGGAACCGGUGUGUUUUUACCUCGUCAUUAUGAUAAUAAUACUUCUACACCUUCAGAUUCACGCAAGAAAACUGGUUGUGGACCUGUUACUUUACCGGCUAAGGUGGUUAAUAAUUGUUUUAACUCCAACAUUGGUGAUGGGAAUGUUACUAAUCAACCGCGUUUUGCUAAUCUUUUUGUUAAUGAUUAUGAUUUGUUGUUGGCGGCGAGGCGAAACGCGCUUUUGAAGCAACAGAUUUUACUUGCACGGCGGGAAGAAGCAACUAGUUGUGAAAGUCGUUUACCUCAAGAGUGGACUUAUUGACUCUACUCUAUUAUUGCUCUUGAAAACAAAGGAAGGAAUAUUUAUUCUCCAAGGAGAAAGUUGAAAAUAGUUUGUGAUAAUUUUUACAUGGGUAUUUUGGUUUUUAACAAAGAUGAAUUCAAUAGUGGUGUGUUUGCUAGAGGAGGAAAAGAUUGUGUAGCUUAUGGGAUCUGGUUUUAGUUGAAUUAGGGAAAGAAUGGUAGUUUAGGGAAGGUUUUUUUUUCUUCUUUAUAUUAUAUUUAUUAAUUAAUAAUAAUGAUAUUAUUGGUUGUAAUAAUAAGAUUAGUGCAGUGUUUUGUUUCAUGAAUAGUGAUGGGGUAAGUUAUUAUGGUGUAAUUUCUAGUCAAGCUAACAAAAAGUGCAUUGGCAAGAUUUAGUAGAUUUCCCCAUACCUUUGUAAAA